Molecule: messenger RNA, 1242 nt
Organism: Diaporthe citri
Lineage: Eukaryota; Fungi; Ascomycota; Sordariomycetes; Diaporthales; Diaporthaceae
Exons: 2
Coding region: 1-1242 (413 amino acids)
Source: RefSeq, a predicted model, not a curated record
AUGAACUCUACACGACAAUCACACUCUCGCACGAACUCGCACACGGUCAUCACGGGGCCGCUUAAUACCGCUCAUCGCGUAGCACGCCGCAAGAGUGUCACAAAUAGCAACGCAAACAUUGUCGCUGCUGCGGCUGCUGCUGCCGCAAUCGGAGACAUGAACACCAAGGUUCCGUCCCUGCCCAUCAACAUCGGCGCCCGGCGGAUGUCAAAGUCCGGAGCUGGCGGCAUGGUCUCUCCACCCGCCAGCAUGCCCGCCCACAAGUUUCUGAACGCGGAGGUCAAGCCGGAACACCAGGACAGCGCCAUUGAUGACCAGGAGAAUGCGUCGCCCGAAGAAGGGGACGCCUUGCAGAAAGAUCGCGUUCGGAGGGCUAGCGACGGCCAGCCCCAGGCGAAGGAAGGUCGGAGGUUCAACCGACCUGAACUUCGCUGCGAACACUGCGGGAAGGGAUACAAGCAUAGCAGUUGCCUGACCAAGCAUUUGUGGGAACACACGCCGGAAUGGUCUUACACUUCCAAGCUCCUCAUAUCCAAGCACCAGCAGGUGCAGCUCCUGGAAGCUGCCUCUGUUCUAGUUGCUAUGAAUGACCAGCCGCCCAGCCCUCCGGACUCUGCGCGUGAGACAUCGCCGUCCGUUUCUGGUGGGUCGUCCGAGCAGGUGGACGGCCGCAGCUCUGUAAAUACCACGCCGCCGCCCCAUAUGGAGGGGUUCCACUCCUCCACGGAAGCUGUCAAGUAUCAGUUCUCCCCCACCUCGCCGUUCGGUGGCGACAACUUCCGAAGCGGGAUCUCUCGGUCGCUAUACGCCGCCCCCUCGGAAAGCUCAUAUGCAACGAGUGUGCCAUUCGGCGCAGGGUUCGGCCAUCAGUACCUGGAACCAAGCCCUCCACCUUCUGGUCUGAGCGUCUCCGGCGACGCGAACAACCUGGCCAGCAGGGUCGCCAUGUUGAGCUGCAGCUACAACAGCAACAGUGGCUCCCAAGCCGGCCAGAUGCACGACGGCGUGCCUGCGGUCCCUCCGAUCCCGGCGCAUUUCCUCGGGCAGGAUUCCCUCGGGCAAUCGCCGUUCCUCAGUAGCUUCCCCAAUCAGGCGCCAGAAAGUUUCACCCGCGGUGACAGGCGCCGGGGCAGCGAAGAUGUCAAGAUGGAGUACGGCGACAAUGACGACGAUGCUCGGUCCCGGGCCCGCAGCGACGAAUAUGAUGUUAACGACGGCUUCUUCGGGCGCAUGGAGGAGUAA